This is a messenger RNA of Mizuhopecten yessoensis (Yesso scallop), 4201 nucleotides long. Its product is annotated as dentin sialophosphoprotein-like. NCBI's taxonomy places the organism in Eukaryota, Metazoa, Mollusca, Bivalvia, Pectinida, Pectinidae. The record is from RefSeq and is a predicted model, not a curated record. The transcript has 8 exons. Bases 1127 to 2839 code for a protein of 570 amino acids.
ACGAGAGGCACAAACUUCUGAAAUAAGCAAACAUUUAUUCAUUUUUUUUCUGUACAUUUUCGGCGCAUUACUUACAGGUUAUGUGGUAUCGUUAGAAAUUGUAUAUAGGUCUAACUAUAAUUAAGUCGCCGUAAAUAAUGAAGAAUGAAGAAAAUUAGGGGGUUGGCGACCAUAGGUAAAUUUUGAUUGGCCGUACAAUGUACAGGGGUCGAAUGUCAAAUGAUGAUAGACACAGGAAUUUAUUUAGGGUGUUGCCCAAAUUUAAAAAACAAAACUUAAUUCAGCCAGAGAUGUAUACGUCUCUGAUUCAGCCACAAAUUUAGUUUUGGACACAGAAAAAACGUGUUGCUGCAUCCGCCACUGAAGAUAUAUGUACGUUCUCUGAAAUGAAUACAUUAUCGUGUAGUUUAGUUUUACACUGUGAAAGGGAGAUAACUGAAUUUCCCUACACACUUGUUAUGUCGCAUUUUUCAGAUAUUAUUAUUACAUACCGCCGCCUAAGUUAUUAUAAACGCAGGAAUGCUGAAUAUGACCAAAAUAUCACCACAACAUCAUAUAGUUAAACUGUUUAUAGCUUAUCUACGCUACAUUUGGUGUUGGGUUACAAUUGUUUGCGUUAUUUCAAGCUUCAGAUAGUCUCCAUGUACCAAUUUAUACACAAUAAUUUUACAGCCUGUAUAAUACUCACAAUACAUAUACACCGUCUAAAUAGAGGAGCCGUCGAUUUAAUGACAAUCACUUAGAUGUUUGUAUUAUAGGUUUAUAGGUUUUAUAGCUGUACAUCCUUCCUGUCAGACAGUUUAAUACGCUCAAUAGGUUUCAGACAGGAAAGGACGAAUUUGGACGCAUGUACUGUACUACUGUACCCCGAGGGCAGUACAAAUUACGCCAGCUGAUCCAUCAAUAUUGCCAGGCCCGGUUGGUAAGGGUAUCCGGCGUGUGAAUUUAAGUGUUCUACGUACAGGGUGUGCUGUAUAGGUAAACAUGGGUUAGCAGUGUCUGUACAUGAUUGGUGAUUUCCAAUUACGGAAGUGAUUUUCAUUUGUGUCGGAAUGAGUGAAAUAGAGAAAUGUGCAAAAUAUUUGCGGAGCUGAUUUCUAACGGAUUUAACAUCUAGCAUACAACCAUGAGUACAGCAGCAUUACAGUGUUUGAGUUCUACUGUGUGUGUCAGCCUUCCGGAGCCCAUCCACCCCUGCGCCCUCCUGCCCCCCAGUGACCCAGACGUGGGCGUGUUUCCUGAGGUCUUCAAUAGGAUACAACUGAUCAAACUCUCCAAACCUACAUGGACAAACUACACAGAAAGAUGUUUGGGUGGAGGAACUACAUUAGCUGUCACCACAGAUCCUAUAACCACGACCGAGGCGGAGACCACCAGUGUGUUUCACACAGUAACCCACACCCUUACAGAGGCUGUGACCAAUAUGACCAAUGUCACAGCUGACCGAGGCGCCAGCACCACAGAAACAGCCACCCAAACAACCACUGUUACUGAUAGCGAUGCAACCAAUGACUGGGUCAUCCCAGUGAUAGUCGUUGUCAUCAUCGUCAUCAUCCUCCUCCUCGCCAUAGUUGCCAUCAUCUGCAAAACAUGUCACCAUGCCAAAAGUUUCAAUAUGUUUAUUGGUUUAGAAAGAAUUGUCAUUCGAAAGAGUUCAAAAAAGGAUGGGUUCAACAGCUACCAUGAUAGGUACGUGGUAGUGGGACCAGAUAAGACAGCCAAGGGAGUUAACUCCGAGAGAGUCAUGGGAAAUAGUAAAGAAGUGAUUGGAAAGCAUAUUUCUAUAUCUGUGGAAGAUGAAGCGAGUUCAAAGAAAGAAGAACAUGGUGAGACGACUAAUUCUGGGAUCACCUGUGAGAUUGAGUUACAAAUAUCACGGAUUUCAGGUAACACAGCAAAGAGUGAAGAACAUCUAGUUGAACAGGAUGAAUUGUGUCCAGAAACAGAUGUCAAAGACAAUAGCAACACAGAGCACCAGACACAACACCUCACAAAACAGGCUAACUCUGUUGAUGUACAAAAUGGCCCCCAGCAAACUCCCAUAUCGGAUCAAAGGGAACAGGAUAGUUCGGACACUGCCAGUGACGUAGAACAGGCAUGUGUUAGCAGUGAAAUGAAAGAUGGUGGAGCUGAUAAGGACAAGGUUCAGCCAGUAUCUAAUAACAGUGAUAUUCCUAUAAUUAGGGAAACUUCGGACAUCAAAAGCAACAGCUCAUCUAACCCCUCUAAUUAUACUGAUCCGCAGCCUAAAGUAAAUAAUGUUGAAUCCCAAGGGAGUUCAGAUAUUGAGGAUACAGAUGUUAGAGAUUCCAGAACUCCACAAUACCAAAAUUGGAAUUCAAACGGACUGCAAAAGCGUCCAGACUCUGCAAUAAAAUCCCACACUCUAUGCCUAAAUGGCACCCUGGAGAUUGACCAGAAGUUUGAUCAUAGCUCAGAGGACCAGUUCAUUCCUAAUGGAGCCCCCUCACCUGGGGUGGGGAGUGAUAUAAAACCUGGUUUUGACGCUGAUGUCACUGAUGGUACAGAUGAUCUGGGGAGUGAGGACGGCAAUGAUGGGACUGUAGAUGGCAAUGAUAGGACUGUAGAUGGCAGUGAUGGGACUGUAGAUGGCAGUGAUGGGACUGUAGAUGGCCAUGAUGGGACUGUAGAUGGCAGUGAUGGGACUGUAGAUGGCCAUGAUGGGACUGUAGAUGGCAGUGAUGGGACUGUAGAUGUGCGUCUCAGUAACGGUUACAGUGACAAUGAUAGUGUCAGGACCAGUGGUACCAGUGACUGUAGUCGCAAGUCAGACCUCCGAUCAGAUUUGUUUGAUUUUAUCAAUAGUAGUUUGACUUAAUAGUUUUUAAUUAAACAGUAACUGUAAAGUUCAGCAUCCAAAACAGAUAUCUUGCCAUAAAAUUCCAGCUUAUCUUUUUGGGUAAUUUAUGUGCAAUAUGUAUCAUUUUUUGUCACAAAAGUAGUUACGCUAUUUAGUCUUGCUAUAUUUUUGAGGUGAAGCCAUUUGUUAAAAUAAUCAGGGGCCAUAUUCAUGAAAAUGUUCUCAUGUUGAAAAUCAGAUUCCCUCGUGCUCAAUCUCAGAUUCUGUUGCUCAAGUCUAAUUUCUUACUCUAGUGUUAAUUUGAUCAAACAUUACAUUUUCUCCAUGGUUUUGAAGAAUUUUGGAAAUCUGUUUUCAAUGUUAACAUUUUGACUUUUUGAUUGUGUUGCAUCAUUUAGGUGAGUUACAAGGAAGUUAUUUUGAGCACAAAAUCUGUGCUUGAGUAUGAGAAUGGUUUCAUGAAUAUGAGUACUAGUAAUAUCUAAAGUAGGAACAUAGCUAGUGCAAGGACCACUAGUUUAUACUUCAUCCUAAUAUGUUCCAAAUAUUUAGGGGCCAAUUCAUUGCAUAAUCUGAAAAGUAAUCUAUGUGUUUAAUUAAGUUUUGUGAUAUGAAUUGUAUACAGGACUACCGGUAAGUGUUAAGAAAAAAGGCUGGGUUCACUUUGAGAAUUAUGGGUGAAACACAAAGGUUUCACAUACACAAUAGAGAGGUCAUACAUGUAUCUAUGUAUUUAACUGAAGAUUGUGAUUGAGAUAGAAGUAGAAAUCCCAUAUGAGACAAUCAGAGUGUGUUUUUUUUUUGUUUUUUUUUAAAUAGCGGCAGAUAACGAGUGUAUCUAUUUAUAUCUUUUAAAAUUAUUUUAUCAGUUGCGCUUGAUUUGAUAUUCAUUGUGUUGAUUUCCACAAGAAUAAUGACUUCAGGUAAAGGAUGCCAUCCAGUUAAGAUACAUUUUUACCAUUAUUGUUACUGCUGUGAAAUGUUUAAGGAAUUUUUUCAAAAGAACAAUUCCAUAAAAAUCCCAUGUUGCCAUACAUUUGACAGAUUUAUAUCUGUUCAAACUGUAAUGUUUGAAAUUAGAAUAAAAAAUAAAUCAGGAAAACUGCUGGUGUCAAGUCUAGGACCUUCUCGUGUCAAAGUCUACACUUUACCAAUGUUGACAUACAGGAACUAAACAAGAACAUGACAGGGGCAGUUACUCUCAGCCAGAAAAAACUCCUUUAGUUAUUUUAUCUUUUAUAUAAAAGGGAGACUACUCCAGGUAAAAAACUGAUUUGAACUCUUCUUCGUGAUUAAAAUUGAUGUUGUUUUAAGGUCAUUGGAGUGUAUUGAUAAACGGAAACAGGAAGUACAUCCCUAGUUGAAUAAUCAAUGUAGGGA